Molecule: messenger RNA, 4865 nt
Organism: Vespa crabro (European hornet)
Lineage: Eukaryota; Metazoa; Arthropoda; Insecta; Hymenoptera; Vespidae
Gene: Su(dx)
Product: E3 ubiquitin-protein ligase Su(dx)
Exons: 13
Coding region: 580-3849 (1089 amino acids)
Molecular function (GO): ubiquitin-protein transferase activity; protein binding
Source: RefSeq, a predicted model, not a curated record
UCAAUACCAAUAAUGAAAUUGUCUAAAGAAAACAUAGUAAUUAUUGCGAUAAAAUGUACAAGACUUAUAUAUUUUUAAUCUAUAUUUUACGUUAUCGAAUAUCGUUAGAAAUUUAUCUAAUAACCUUCAAGUUUUAUUACACAGAACCAUUGUGUGAUAAUUUAAUGAGUGAAUUUUUAAAAUAAAUUUUUUUUUCGUACCAUGUAAAGUGAUAUUUUGAAUACCACUAGACACGCAGCCCUACAUUACGUUAUUGGCAAAUACUAUCAUCAUCAAGUUGUCCUAUUACUUUCGGUGAUAUUUGACGGUGACUAAAAAGAAACAUGUUCUAAUCAGUGAUCAUUUGAUGCACCUGCGAUCACAGAAAUGUCACCUUGAACGUCUAAUAAGAGAGGACGGCGGGGUAAUUUUGGAACGCAACUAAGUGCGAGAGUAUGUAUGAAGAUUUGUUAUAUGUGUGUGACGUAUGGAAUGAUCAUGAAAAGAUGGUGACCGAUUGAUAGGAAACACUAUAUUUAAGAUUAAAGAAAUUAUGAAAUUUGUGAGAUCAUUAUAUUGAAUCGUAAAAAAGAACAUACGAUGUCCCACUGUAAAAAAGGUCCUUUGUCAUCAGGAUUUUAUCAAUUAGAUAUCAUAAUCGAAGGGGCAGUAUUAAGAAGCUCGUCAUUCUUGAAACCUAAUCCGUACAUAGAAAUUUCAGUGGAUGGAGAAAGACUUCUUACAACAGAUGUAUCCAAAUCCACAUAUCAACCAAAAUGGGAGGAAAGAUUUCAUGUAUUGGUCAAACCAUAUUCUCAAGUGCAUUUUCGUUUAUUUGACCAUAGCACAUUUAGAAAGGAUACGUUAUUAGGAGAGAAAAGAAUAAGUUUGUUUCAAAUUUUGUCCCAUUAUAAUGGAAAAUUAGAAAAUUUGGAGCUAACAUUUGAUUUGAUGAAUUCAAAUAAACAUGAUUUCUGUUCUAACAAAAUUGGAGAGCUAGUAACUGUAUUUGAUGGAUUAACAAUAGAUAUCAAUGAUAUUACACCUGUUCAUGAUCCUCAAUUACCAAAAACUGGAGAAUUGGAUACAUUGUUUGAUAACUUGAGAAUUGAUCUUAAUAAUUCUAUACCAAGUAAUACUAAUGAAUCGUUAUGCCAAGUUCAAUGUACUGUACCAGAUGGUGCUAGUAGCAGUGAUACUGUAAGUAAUUGUAGCGUGUUAAAUGGAGGAGUACGUGGACGAAUGAGAUUACAUUCCAACGAAACUGCCACACCAUCGUCGAUGUAUUGUGGUCAAGCUAAUGCUCAUCACAGUUCUACAUAUAACACUAAUGCAAAUCAAUCUGGUAUAGAUAAACAUAAUUCUACUCAACAUCACAAACCACAUGAAAAUGAUAAACCAGGAAGUAGUAAAAUGUGUUCAAUUCACUUAGCAAAUGGACAUGCUGUCCCUAUGUCAGAUAAACCAGUAGCACAAACACAAGAAAAACCAAUGAAUAGAACAUCAGAACGACAUACGACAUCCUUGAUCGAUGGAUGCAUACCAUCACGUUCAGAACCAUCACGUUCAACCAAUCAUAACAUAUCAGAGGGACGUCCAAUUUCUCGUCCAGAACAGUCUUCGUCCGUUCCUAACACAAACGAACGUUUGAUGAAUUUUAGAGCAGAUCAAUCUGCAUCGAAUUCAGUUUCGGAUGGGCGUACAGUUCCUCAAUCAGAACCAUUGUCUCUAUCUAAUGUAAAUACAUGUUCAACCUCUCGAAUAGAAUCGACGUCACUCCCUAAUACAGAAACACGACCAGAUCAUUCAUCCGAGGCUCGUGGAGCUACUCGAUCUGAACAAAAUAAUAGUAUUCUUCUUCCACAUUGUAUUCCUCGUUCAGAGCAAUCUAUGUUAAAUACUGUAUCAGAUAGUCGCACUAUACCACAUUCUGAAGAAUUUACAACAAAUAAUUUACCAGAAUCUCGUUCGCUUACUAGAAUGGCUCAACCAACAGUUUCAUUGACAGGGCAACCUACAAUGUCUGUAGCUGGACAACCUAUUAUACAACCUGGAUCUUCAGUAAUGCUUCCAGAAGUUGAAAAUACAUGUCAUUCGGAGGAACCUCUUCCACCUGGAUGGGAAAUGAGAUGCGAUGGUUAUAGUCGAAGGUAUUAUGUUGAUCAUAAUACAAGAAGUACAUCAUGGGAAAGACCACAGCCGUUACCACCAGGAUGGGAAGUACGCAGAGAUCCUAGGGGUAGAAUUUAUUAUGUGGAUCAUAAUACAAGAAGUACAACAUGGCAGAGACCAAAUACAGAAAGAUUGCAACAUUUCCAACAGUGGCAAGGUGAAAGGCAAUAUGUCGUUCAACAAGGCAAUCAACGAUUUCUUUAUCCUCAACCUCUUGGGGCAGCAGCCGCUGUAGCAGGACCUUUAGCUUCUGCUAUACCUGAUGAUGAUGAUAUCCUUGGACCAUUACCAGCUGGUUGGGAAAGACGUAAGCAACCAGAAGGUCGAGUAUAUUAUGUAAAUCAUAAAAAUCGAACAACUCAAUGGGAAGAUCCUCGUACGCAAGGACAAGAAACAGGAAUAGAUGAACCACCAUUACCAGAUGGUUGGGAAAUUCGAUUGACAGAAGAUGGUGUUCGAUAUUUCGUGGACCACAACACAAGAACAACAACAUUCCAAGAUCCAAGGCCAGGUGCACCAAAAGGACCAAAAGGAGUUUACCGAGUACCAAGGGCAUAUGAAAGAUCAUUUCGUUGGAAAUUAUCCCAAUUUCGUUUCUUAUGUCAAACCAAUGCAUUACCCAAUCAUAUAAAGAUUAGUGUAAGUCGACAAACAUUAUUUGAGGAUUCUUAUCACCAAAUAAUGAAUGCAGAAGCAUUUGCGCUUAGACGAAGAUUAUAUAUUAUAUUUAAAGGAGAAGAAGGGUUGGAUUAUGGAGGCGUAUCUAGAGAGUGGUUCUUCUUAUUGAGUCACGAAGUUCUAAAUCCUAUGUAUUGUUUAUUUGAAUAUGCUAAUAAAAGCAAUUAUAGCCUGCAAAUAAAUCCUGCAUCUUACGUCAAUCCUGAUCAUUUACAAUAUUUUAAAUUUAUUGGCAGAUUUAUUGCAAUGGCUCUUUACCAUGGACGAUUUAUCUAUAGUGGUUUUACUAUGCCAUUUUUUAAAAGAAUGUUAAAUAAAAAACUAGUUAUGAAAGAUAUAGAAUCUAUUGAUCCAGAAUUCUACAAGUCUCUUAUAUGGAUAAAAGAGAAUAAUAUAGAUGAAUGUGCUCUAGAAUUGUAUUAUAGUGUUGACUUUGAAAUUCUUGGACAGGUCAUUCACCACGAAUUAAAAGAAAACGGUGAUAAGAUUAGAGUUGUUGAAGACAAUAAAGAAGAAUAUAUUAGAUUAAUGACUGAAUGGAGAAUGACCAGAGGUAUAGAAGAACAAACAAAGGCCUUUUUAGAUGGAUUUAAUUCAGUUGUACCAUUAGAAUGGUUAAAAUAUUUUGACGAACGUGAAUUGGAGUUAAUGCUUUGCGGUAUGCAAGAAAUUGAUGUAGAAGAUUGGCAACGUAAUACUAUUUAUAGACAUUAUACGCGUAAUAGUAAACAGGUUCUAUGGUUCUGGCAGUUCGUUACAAGAACGGACAGUGAGAAAAGGGCUCGCCUUUUACAAUUUGUAACUGGUACUUGCAGAGUUCCUGUUGGAGGAUUUGCUGAAUUAAUGGGAAGUAACGGGCCCCAACGAUUUUGUAUUGAAAAAGUUGGAAAAGAUACGUGGUUGCCAAGAUCUCACACAUGUUUUAAUAGACUCGACUUACCACCAUAUAAGAGUUAUGAUCAAUUGGUAGAGAAAUUAAAUUAUGCAAUUGAAGAAACUGAAGGUUUUGGUCAAGAAUAAUUAUUACAGAUAUAAAAGAUCGUUCGAGUGCAGAUUCUGUAUCAUAAUUUAAUCCAUAAUAGGCAUGAAUGGAUGGCAAUAGUCCUUGGCACUACGAUUUACGUUUCACAUCAAUAAAUACUGAAAGUUUGCUGCUUUUUAAUGAUGUAAUACAUUCAGAAUUUAUCGAAAUUAUUAUAAAACAACAUGGAAUAUAAAAUCUGAUUUCGUAUUAUAUCUUGAUGUAUAUUAUAUACAGGUAUAUGUGGAGAAGUAUCACUAAUAUUGUAAAAAUUAAAAGUUACUGACUAUUUCUGUUAAUAUUUAUAUUGAUUCAGGCAUAUGCACAACAUUGUAGAUUAUCAAAAACAAUUAUUUUUGUAAUCUACAUUGAAAAUUGUAUAUUCCACAAGUUAUUAUAUUUCUAUCUGAAUUGGAAAUAUUUCUUUCCAAAGUGUACUUUUUAAUUUUGUGCAUUUACAAAAUAUUAAAAGAAAAUGUCAAUGAAACGUAACCAAGUAUAUAUUUUCUCUGAUUAUUUUUGUCAUUAAUACUUUUAAGUAUUCACAGUGCAAGUUUUAAAUGUUUGUUCUAAAUCUUUUAAUUCAAUGUUUUAUCAUAAUUUAUAAUGUAACGUUAAAAAACUAAGAUAAUAAUGAUUUGUUCCAUAUUGUCAAAUUUCAUUGAUAUUUUCUAUGUUUCAUUAUGAUUACAUAAAUAUGAUAGGAUUAAAUACAUAAAUUAAUUGUACAUAUUGAAGCUAUAUGUAGCCAUGCAAUAUACUGUAACGGAAAUAACUAUCCUUAUGAUGUUUAGUUUGUUUAGGUUACUUAAUCCCUUGCCUUAUAAUAUUGUACGAGACUUGUAAUAAUGUUUACGGACCAAACAUCAAAAAAAACACAAAUCGGAUUACUUUGACCACAGGCGCAGCAUUGGAUUUAAUUUUUUCAAGUAUAUAGAUCCAAUAAAAUCAAAAUAAAGAUCAUGAAGAGCUUGUAAAAUUUUCUUAAAUGAAAAACAUGUAAAGUUGCUUUGUA